Penicillium atrosanguineum is the source of this 1158-nucleotide messenger RNA. Its product is annotated as putative endo-1,4-beta-glucanase. The record is from RefSeq and is a predicted model, not a curated record. Gene Ontology annotation, cellular component: extracellular region. Bases 1 to 1158 code for a protein of 385 amino acids. NCBI's taxonomy places the organism in Eukaryota, Fungi, Ascomycota, Eurotiomycetes, Eurotiales, Aspergillaceae. Gene Ontology annotation, biological process: carbohydrate metabolic process. Gene Ontology annotation, molecular function: cellulose binding. The transcript has 2 exons.
AUGUUCAAUUGUAACCUAGCCAAGAUGCUCUCGGUCAUCAGUCCUCUCUUUCUAUCCACCCUGGUGGCAGGCCACGGCCAUGUCACUAACAUCGUCAUCAACGGCGUUUCUUAUAAUGGAUGGGACAUCGGUGUGUAUCCGUACGAGGCCGACCCUCCUACUGUAGUGGCAUGGGGAACACCAAACACUGGAAAUGGUUUCAUUUCACCGGAUGACUAUGGGAACCCGAAUAUUAUCUGCCAUGAGAACGCAACCAAUGCCAAGGGAUAUGCGGCAGUGACCGCGGGAGAUAAAGUCAACCUCCAGUGGACGGCAUGGCCUGAUUCUCACCAUGGACCAGUGAUAACCUAUCUUGCCAACUGCGGUGAUUCCUGCGAAACUGUUGACAAGACGACACUUGAGUUCUUCAAGAUUGAUGGUGUAGGCCUUGUAUCUAACUCAGCUGUGCCUGGGACUUGGGCUGAUGAUCAGCUGAUUGUCAACAAUAACAGUUGGCUGGUUGAGAUUCCUCCCACUCUUGCACCAGGAUAUUAUGUUUUGCGGCACGAAAUUAUCGCUCUUCACAGUGCUGAAUCUGCCGAUGGCGCUCAGAACUAUCCCCAGUGCUUCAACCUUCAAGUGACUGGUUCCGGAACGGCCUCCCCAGCCGGUGUGUUGGGUACAAAGCUAUAUACAGAAAAAGAGGCGGGCAUCCUGGUGAACAUCUACACUUCACUCUCAACAUACGUUGUACCUGGGCCAACCCUCUACAGCGGUGCUGUCUCUGUCACCCAGUCGAGCUCGAGUGUUACUGCGACUGGAACGCCUACGACAGGAAUGGAUGGCACAAGUGCUAGCACUGAGUCGUCUGCUGAAGCAAGCACUUUAGCAAGUGUAGUAUCCACCUCAAGCUCAGCUGCCAUCGCCAUUCAGGAAACGACUAUGGCUACUACCGUGAAAGUCGUCAGUACCACUAGCACCAUCGCCCCUACUGUCAAUACCGCAAGUAUUACCAGCACUCCUCUGGUCACCACUGCCGUACCUUCCGACUCCUCAGCGCAGUCACUCUACGGGCAAUGCGGAGGAAUUAAUUGGACUGGCACCACUGCCUGCACCACACAGGCGACCUGCUCCUCGGUGAAUCCGUAUUACUACCAAUGUGUUGUAACUGCUGUCUAG